UCCUGCAACAAGCUAGAAUCUUUCUCUACAGGAUCACCUUGCCAAGGAAACUGAAGAGAUUACCCUAGAUCUGAGAUGGAGACCUUCUCUCUACUGCUAUUCAGCCUGGGGUUGGUUCUUGCAGGAGCUUCAGAAAGCAUAAUGAAGAUAAUUAAAGAAGAGUUUUCAGAGGAAGAGAUGCAAUAUGACAUGGCAAAAAGCAACCAAGGAAAACAGACUAUUGAGGUACUAGUGAACUUGACUCUGUUAUAUAAAAAUACCAGCCUCAGCAUGUCCAAGGAUAUUAUGUCUUCCUCCUUACUGAUAUUCAGAAGAUUACAUUAUAGCUUUCCCAAGGGAAAUGGCCUAGGUAAUGACAAAGACUAUUGCAAUGACAUGGUGGUCUGGAGAAAAGUUUCAGAAGCUAAUGGGUCAUGCAAGUUGAGCAAUAACUUCAUCCAUGGCUCCAUGGAAGUGAUCCACAGGGCCCCCAAAGCCCCCAGGUGCAAAUGUGGACAGAAUCCUGGCAUAAGCGGCUCUGAGAGCCCAGAAGCGGAGACGACUAUGUGUCAGCUCACUACAGGCAAACAAUUCCCCAGGUGUCAAUACCACAGUGUUACCUCAUUAAAGAAAAUAUUGGCGGUACUGACAGGUCAUUCUCUGAUGAGCUGGUUAGUUAGUGGCUCUAAGUUGUAAAUCCCACAGGGCUUUGAGACUGGAGUCUAUCUAAAGAAGGACAUAUUUAUUCUCACUAUUGUUUAUUGCCUUCUAUUAUCCACAUUUACCCUGUCAGCACUAUAGUAAACUCUUGAUUAUUUAUACUAAGUGGAGGAAUGAAAAAUCCAAAGUUGUAGAUAAUUCAGUUAAAAUUUAUAACUGAUCCUGGAGUGUAGAUACUUC
Messenger RNA from Ceratotherium simum simum (southern white rhinoceros), 879 nucleotides. It is a transcript of the gene RNASE11, whose product is annotated as ribonuclease A family member 11 (inactive). The record is from RefSeq and is a predicted model, not a curated record. Gene Ontology annotation, biological process: defense response to Gram-positive bacterium. Lineage: Eukaryota; Metazoa; Chordata; Mammalia; Perissodactyla; Rhinocerotidae. Gene Ontology annotation, molecular function: nucleic acid binding.